UUUCUCUCACUUACACAGGCACAGAUUCUCACUGGCUCUGGUUCUCUCUCUCUCUCUCUCUCUCUCUCUCUCUCUCUCUCUCUCUCUCUCUCUCAAAAUGACAGUUCUCAGUACAACUAUUGGUAUCAUAUUCUUUUUACUUCACUCUUCUUCUGGAGAAAGUGGCUUCGGACAGGAUGAUGAGUUUGAAGAUGAGGAACAAGAUGAUUAUGAAUUCACUUGCUAUAGCCAAUUGCAAGUCCAUGGCCAACAGCACACUCUGACUUGUUCUUUCAAUGACUCGUCACUCAACAGCACCAAUCUGGGGCUCGAGCUGUGUGGUGCGUUUAUGUCCAACACACAAUGUGAGAUGAUGACGAAAAGAGAAAAGGAUUAUUUUAUGAAAUCAAGAUCAUUUUCACUGAUUAAUGUUUGUGAGUUGUGCGUGAUACUAGGAAAAAAUAAGGUGAAUUGCAAAACACUGAAGAUAACCAAAAUAGUUAAGCCUGAAGCUCCUUUUGACAUAAACAUCACCUACCGCAAGGCAGCAAAUGACUUUGUGCUCACAUUCAAUACAACACACUUAUGGAAUGACUAUGUAAAAGAUUUAGUCCAUGAUAUAGCCUACCACCAAGAAAAUAGUAAAAGCAACUGGAUGCACAUAAGCUCAGCCUAUCCUCUUGUAACACUUCUGGAGAGAAAGCUACAACCAAAUUCAACAUAUGAGGUUAAAGUACGAUCACUUCCCGGUGGGACCUAUUUUGCAGGGUCCUGGAGCGAUUGGAGCCCCAGUGUCUACUUCAGGACACCACUGAGACCUAAAACAGAGGAGCUGGAUUAUGUCAUGCUCAUCAUCGUCACUCUGAGCUUCUUUUCUGGGAUCCUGGGGAUUGUUGUGAUCUGUUUGCUAUGGGAAAAAAGAAUUAAACCUGUUUUGUGGCCCAACCUCCCUGACCACAAGACGACUCUGGAACAGCUGUGUAGAAAACCACAAAAGAAUCUCAACAUCAGCUUCAAUCCAGAAAGUUUCCUUGACUAUCCAAUUCAUAAAGUGGAUGGCAUUCAAGCCAAAGAAGAGGCAGAAGGUUUUCUGCAAGUCCCGCUGCCCCGAGACAUCAAUGUCACAGAGAAGAUUGGGCUCAGCCCAGAUUGGCCAUCUGAGAAUAACAUCAUCCCACCAGUGGUUUAUGGAGGGAACUCACCCCCAGCUUGCCUGCAUGGGAACUUCAAUACAUGUGACCUUUCUAUGGUCAUGGCCUCAAAGUCACCCAACCAUCAGGAGAAUAGCAAAAGUGAAACUCAUUUCUGUGGGGGCCUGCUCCUUAGCUCCGACUCCAGAAACAGUGCCUUGACAUUCCCUUUUCCACUCAGACUAGGAGUCUUGGCUCCAAAUCCAGCUGCCCAAGGACAACCCAUCAAUGCAAACCUGAGGUUAAGUCAAGAAGAAGCAUAUGUCACUAUGUCCAGCUUCUACCAAAACAAGUGAGCCUCCAGAAAUCCAUGAUGUGGAGCAUCACAGCCAACAAAGACAACAGAAGGGGCUGCUAGGAGACUAUUUUCCAUCUUGAAUCCAGUCUCUGAUAAUAACUCAACAUAAAAAAGAAAAAGCAACUUUUCUAUUUGUAAUGCAUCUACAUAUACCAGAUUUUGGAACACGUCUUUGGCCAUUCCCUAGUUGUGAUGCUUCCUUCUAACAAGAUUAGAGUGCCCUUACUUCCAUUGUUAUUGAUUUCAAAAACAAAUUAUCAAGCUAUUCAAUUCUUUGAAAAUGGAAGAGGAAGAGAAAAGGAGGAAGGGGAGAGAGAAGGAUAAAAAGAAAGAUGAGGAGAGAAAAUAAGAAGGAAAGAAUGAAAAAAGUGAGGGACAAGUGAUGGAUGAGACCCACAAGUAUAAACCUAGGAUAUACUCUCCUAAUCAGAAGCUGGCAAUGUGGGCAUAGAAAUGGAGAUGGCCAAAGACACCGUACCAAUCUGGCUUUUCUCCCAGCUGCUCUGAACUACCUGUUGCACACCAUUUUGUAGUUUAUCAUUUACCACAGACAGUUUCUGGCAGUGGAGAUACUCAAGCCAGGCAUUUCACAUCUUGGGGAAUAUACUCUAGUUCUAAGAAAGGAGGGAAAUGAACUUUUUUUCUGGUUCUCAAGAAUCAUGUCUAUAGAGUCUGAAGAUACAAAAUGCAAAUGACUUUUAAGACUGAAACAUGGAAUCACCAAAUCUUAGCUUUGAAAGGGACCUUAAUAAUCAUUGAGGUCAAACUUUCACCCAAUUCUCUAUAGUUUGAGGAAAUCACUAUCCCACUGUCUACAUUCUAUUUGGGGGCAAACCAAAACCUCUUCUAUUUUUCUAUAAUAGUCUUCAACUUGAAAUUAUUAGUGGUAGAAAAAAAUAACAACAUCUGAUUUACCAAGACUAUGGGGUUCACUGUGACUGCCAUUAUCAAAGUUUGUAGCCAUUAUUGGUUCUCAGAAGAAAUCUCAUUGCUUACCCUGGAUGUCAGGAUAUUUCAAUACAUAGAGUAGAUGAAUAAACUUUCAUAUUAGCAUUAGUGAGUCAACAACCUGCAUUUAUCCACAAAUUGUCCUGUUCUUCCACAAACUUAGGAAAUGGCCAAAUACUUCAAGGAAUAUGUUACAUUUAUUGGUAGUUUAUAAGUUCUGGCCAUGUGAGGGAUCUUCACUGGAUUUUUUUGGAAGUCACAAUUUGUGGACACCUUAGAGACAUGUUUGCUUUCACCUUUUAUCUCUCUUAGUUUGGUGGAAAUUCAAGGAUGUAUAACAAGCUAAAAGCAUAGAAAUAACAUGACAGAUGUAAGAAUUAAUCCAAAUCUCAAGGAAUGAAAUUACAGCAACUAGCUAUUGCAGUCUUCCAUUUGCUGCUGUCCCCUGUCCCUCUCUUCUCAGGGCUGUCCCUUCAUAUAAAGCAGAGAUGUUAAAAGGGGAGAGAUGAAACUGGGGAAUGAAUGUUGCAUAAUAGAUCUAGGGCAUCCUCUCCCCAGGCUAGUUUAGUGCCAUGAUGGUGAUAAUUUUACUACCUUACACUGCUGUCAUGCUUUGUAGAAAGAUCUUUAUUAUCUCAAUUAAUCUUCUUAACAAUUCUAAUUGGUAUUAUUAUUACCAUUUGAAAGAUGCAAAAAACAAGACACAAAGAAGUUAAGGAAUUUGCCCAAGAUCACACAGCAAGUUGGUAGUAGAGUCAGCACACAAACCCAGGUGUAAGGGUCUUUUAUAUAAGUAGUGGAUUGGAGCCAAGAAGAAAUGUACUAUUUUCUGGACUGAACUCCAACACUGCCCUAGAGGACUUCUAAGAUUCCUUCUUUCUCUAAUAUUCUAUAAUUCUAUGAUUUGAUAUAACAUGUUAUCAUUUGAAAUAUGGAGUAUGAGUGAAAAUAGACACAUUUGAGAACAGA
Messenger RNA from Phascolarctos cinereus (koala), 3384 nucleotides. RefSeq names its product interleukin 7 receptor (gene IL7R). Gene Ontology annotation, biological process: positive regulation of receptor signaling pathway via JAK-STAT; cytokine-mediated signaling pathway; hemopoiesis. Lineage: Eukaryota; Metazoa; Chordata; Mammalia; Diprotodontia; Phascolarctidae. Gene Ontology annotation, molecular function: cytokine receptor activity; protein binding. The record is from RefSeq and is a predicted model, not a curated record. Gene Ontology annotation, cellular component: external side of plasma membrane; membrane.